AUGCCGCUCACCGGAGUGGACCACACUCUCACCGAGUACGGAGCUGAGAACAUGACGACAGCGUCUUUUAUGAUUUUCAUGAUUGUGUAUCCCGCAACUCGUCGAGAGUGUGGUUGGCGAAGAAAGAUGGGAAAGAAAGAAACCAAGUAUUUCAUCACUAGCCGACGUGCUGUCGCUCAUGGACGAAGGCUUCUACGCCUACCUAAGGAGAAUAGCGAGGGUUUCCUUACAACUCCAUUCCCUUUGCUUGAUCUCGAUGCUCCUGAGGCGAGACAGGCACAUACCGAAUGGAAGGAAGGGGGCGAAGGUGGGCAGUGCUGGCAAGCCGCUUUCUUCCCGGCAACCUUCCCGGCCACCUUCCCGAUAACGAGGUACCUAGGUAGUCGCGAAGUUGUGACGCCACGAACUGCCAACUGGCAGGGAAGGGUUCAGAAGCCCAACACGACAGUCACCGCCGAAACACUGUCACCAGUGACCACGUACAUGGUCAUGGACGUGGUCAAAGCUACCGCUUGCACAGCACUUCUCACCGCACAUCAUGGGUCUCUCGCCGGCAGAGGCCCGCACGUUGCGAGCGGAAGUCUUUCCCCGGUGCGCCACGGCAUCGUUCUCCAUCCCUCCGUGCCAUCUCGCAUCUCGUCGCCGUCAAGCCUUCCACAGCACCUCUGGCAUUUUACAAAGUACAAGUAG
Messenger RNA from Colletotrichum higginsianum IMI 349063, 690 nucleotides. RefSeq lists its product as uncharacterized. The record is from RefSeq and is a predicted model, not a curated record. The coding region runs from base 1 to 690 and encodes 229 amino acids. The transcript has 3 exons. NCBI's taxonomy places the organism in Eukaryota, Fungi, Ascomycota, Sordariomycetes, Glomerellales, Glomerellaceae.